AUGCACAUCAACAUAUGCCAGCUCCUGGGGCUCGUCCUCGUAUUUCUCAAUCUGGUCCUCGCGCGGCCCAUCCCCAGCCCGAUCCCGGCCAGGAGCAUCCACGACAUCGACGCGGUGCUCGAUCCGCGGCCUAGCAACGCAUACGAGAGCAAAGUCAACAACAAUCCCGGCAACAUUGACCCAGCGCAGCGCGCGCGCGAGGAAUUCCGCGAGCAGCAUGCGCUCGAGCACGGCGUGAAGCCGAAGGCCCAGGCGAAGGGCCGCCGCCCGCUCAGGGAUAUCACCAAGAAGCGCGUGCUCGAGGAUAAUAAUAGGGCGAGGCAUAAGCAGAACGAUCGGUUGGCUACUAUUGUCGAGGACGUUGAGGGCGAGAAAAAGGAGGAGGAGGAGGAGGAGGAGGACCUGUAUCGGUGGGGGAGGCCGACGGUUGAGUUGGGGUUCGGGUAUAACAAGGGCUCGAAGUAUGACAAUCGCUAUGGACAUCUGAGGGCUUACGAUCGAACCAUCGAUAUCGAAAAAUUGGAGGAGUUUGCUGCCGGGUUGGCAGAAGAUAGCGUGUUGCCGGAGAACUGA
Molecule: messenger RNA, 573 nt
Organism: Tricharina praecox
Lineage: Eukaryota; Fungi; Ascomycota; Pezizomycetes; Pezizales; Pyronemataceae
Exons: 2
Coding region: 1-573 (190 amino acids)
Source: RefSeq, a predicted model, not a curated record